AUGCUGAUGGAAAGAUUCGACCAAAUUCUUAAAGAGUUGCCCACUUUAGCAGCUCCUGGUGUGUCUGGUUCCCGUAUUAAGGAAUUGUCUAACAUUGCUUGUACAGACUUUGACAAGGAAAAAGAAAGUAAGAUUGUUGCUGCGCUUUAUUCUAGUUGUAAAUCAGCUGCUCCUUCGCAUAAAUUAGGUACUUUGUAUGUGGUUGAUUCAGUCACUAGAAAAUUAAAAGAUGGUGCUGUUGCAUCAAAUGAAACCAUUGAUGCAUCUGCUCCUGAUGGAACUUUUGCAUCAGCUGUUUACAAAAUCGGUCAGUUGAUUGAAAGUUUAAUGGAUGAUGCUUUGGAAUAUUUAUUGGAUCCAGCAACUAUCAAUAAGAUCAAUAAAUUGGUGGAAAUUUGGGAAAAGAAUCGCACAUUUAAUGCAGAUAUCUUGAAAAAAAUUAAGGACAAACAUUUCAAGUCAACCACUCCUCCAGGAUCUCCACCAAAGUCAAGUGUUGAACCAGUUAAACCUACCUCUGAGCCCAAAGAUUCUAACAGUAUUUUACUGGCUUUGGCUUCCUUGGCUAAGGGAGAUGCAGAGAAUACUACAGCAGAAUCAAGCUCUAAUUCUGCUCCUUCAGUAUCAACACACACAAAUGCUACUGGUGCGAAUGAUACCGCUAGUUUGUUGGCAAAUUUGGCGGCAGCUUCUGCUGGCCAAUCACAACCACCACAACAACAACCAUCAGGUCAAUCUAAUGAUCAACAAGCUAUAUUUAGCAUGUUGCAACUGCUACAAGGUGGAGCUGCAGGACCAACUUCCCAACCAUCAAGUGGUGGUCACUCAUCAGGUGGAAUCGAUGAUUAUGGUUCAGGAAGACGUGGUGGUAGUCGUGAUCAAACGAACAAGAGAAGCAGAUCCAGGUCCCCUACAAGACAUGUUAAAUCCCCAGCUGCUGCUUCCUCGGUACUUGCUUUGCAACAGAAUAUCCAGAACUUGAAACAACAACAAGCUGCUGCCGCUGCUGCUAAUCAAGGAUACCAAGCAAAGUCCCCACCACAACAAUAUCAACAAAAUCAUAAUAGGAAUAAUGCUCCUCAGCAGUUCAACACAGAUCCAGCUUUUGUCCCUCCAUCAGCUAUGAAUGGUGAAAUGAACCUUCCAGGAACACCUCACUACCGUCCAAGAAAUGUUGGUUUCGAUGCAAGUGUACCACAAGGUACAAUCAAGGUCUUGUCAAGAACUUUAUUCAUAGGUGGUGUCCCCAGAAAUAUGGACGAAAGGGUUUUGGCACAAGUCUUGAGACCUUUUGCAGAAAUCCAGUCAGUUAUUUUGAACAGUGAAAGAAAACAUGCUUUUGUGAAAGUGUAUUCAAGAAAAGAAGCAGAGCAGAUCAUUACUUCUUUUAACAAAGAUAACUCAUUGCCAUUGAGAACUCGCUGGGGUGUUGGAUUUGGCCCUAGAGAGUGUUGUAAUUACCAACAUGGUAUUUCGAUCAUACCAAUAGAAAGGUUGACUGAUGCUGAUAGGAAUUGGGUGGUUAAUGCGCAAUGGGGAGGUACCGGUGGUCAACCAAUAUCGAGUGGUAUGGUUAUCGAUGAGCCAGAUAUUGAAAUUGGAGCUGGUAUAUCUUCAAAAGCCAUGUCCAAGAAGAUGCCCACAAACUCGGCAAGAAAUGGACCUAAAUCAAACAGACCAGGUGAGCCAGAUGAAGAAUUUGUAAAGACAACACUACUCCCUAACCAACAAGUUCAAAUGAGCCAUGGAGCUCUGCCGGGAUUCAACACGUAUCAACAAUCAUCAGUCAAUCCAUUACAAGGAUUGUUUGGAAACAGCCCUUCUCCGCAACAACAACAGCAACAGACAUUCCCUCAAAGUCAACAAUUUCCAUCAUACCCACCACAAGGACAAGGACAGCAACCUCUUGGUAAUAACUUCCCAUCUAUGCUGCAAGUGCCAAAUAUGCAAGGAAUGCCAGGGAUGCCAAAUCCAACUCAAUUUCCACCAGGUGUAGCUGAAAUGUUUAUGCAAAUGAUGCAACAACAACAGCAGCAACAGCAACCCCCACAUUAA
Molecule: messenger RNA, 2055 nt
Organism: Lodderomyces orthopsilosis Co 90-125
Lineage: Eukaryota; Fungi; Ascomycota; Pichiomycetes; Serinales; Debaryomycetaceae
Product: Nrd1 complex RNA-binding subunit
Exons: 1
Coding region: 1-2055 (684 amino acids)
Molecular function (GO): RNA binding
Source: RefSeq, a predicted model, not a curated record